AUGGUUUUCUGCGUAGUUGGAUGCGUGUCAAGGUUCAUCAUCAAGAAAAUAGGCACAAGGAGAAUACAAGGGAGGCCACAAGGGGCCAUUGAAGAAGCUAAACCAUUUGCAGACGAAAACGCAUUUGAAAGCAAUUCACUGAAAGGAGUUGUUCUGAGCUCACCUUUGAUUGAGUUCAGCAUAGUUCUUUCAGCAACAAACAAUUUCAGAGACAAGCUUGGCGCUGGUGGAUUUGGUCCAGUUUACAAGGGGAGACUACCAGAUGGCCAGGAAAUCGCUAUCAAGAGGUUGUCGAACAGCUCCAGUCAGGGAUCAGAAGAGUUCAAGAACGAGGUGACUGUUCUGUCCAAACUGCAGCACCGGAACUUGGUUAGGCUUUUUGGCUGCUGUGUUAAUGGAGAAGAGAAGAUGCUGGUAUAUGAAUACAUGCCUAACAACAGCCUUGACUCUUUCAUCUUUGAUGAAACUAAGAGACCGGUGUUGGGGUGGAAAUUGCGGUACAAUAUCAUUCAGGGGAUCGGGAAAGGGUUACUGUACCUUCAUCAGGAUUCCACUCUGAGAAUUAUUCACAGGGACCUGAAAGCGAGCAAUGUUCUGCUUGAUGAUGAUUUCAUCCCCAAGAUAUCUGACUUCGGCAUGGCAAGAAUUUUCGGCGAAUACCAACGUCAAGCCCUUACUCACCGAAUUGUUGGAACCUAUGGCUAUAUCGCCCCCGAGUACGCGAUGGAGGGAAAAAUCUCUGAGAAAUCCGACGUCUUCAGUUUCGGCGUGUUGAUCCUGGAGAUCGUGUGUGGCCGUAGGAACAGCUCCCUCGUUGAUCACGAAUGGUCAAUGAACCUUGUGGGCCACGCAUGGACGCUGUGGCAGGAAGGCAGAGCCUCGGAGCUCAUCGACGCGCUGAUGGGAACCACAUACUCUAAGGACGAGGUCUGCAGAUACAUCCAGGUGGGUCUCCUGUGCGUGCAGGAGUUGCCAGGUGACAGGCCGGCCAUGCCCCUCGUGCUCAGGAUGCUGGGUGGCGACGUCGAACUUCCCGCUCCGAAGCGUGCCGCGUUCUUCGCCGGAAGAGCUCCUGCAGACGACAAGGACACCGAAUCAGGGAACCACUUGACCUAUACUGAAUUGGAAGGCAGGUAG
Messenger RNA from Triticum turgidum subsp. durum (durum wheat), 1137 nucleotides. The record is from the annotation of a GenBank genome assembly. Lineage: Eukaryota; Viridiplantae; Streptophyta; Magnoliopsida; Poales; Poaceae.